AUGGCGUCGUCUCCGCUGCGGCAGCGGCUCGAGGAGAUGAAAUACGUGGAGCUGCAGCGGAUCGCGAAGGCCGCCGGGCUCAAGGCCAACCUGCGGGCAGACAAACUGUUGAAAGCACUGAAGCAACACUUAGAUGGAACCAAACAAGAAAGUGCAGAUAUGGACUCUGAAAAAAGUGUACCUAGUCUCAUCAAAUCAGAUGAACUGAACAAUGAGGAGGAAAUGAUGCCUGAUUCAGUGGCCUUUAUUACACGAAGAUGUGGUAAAGAAAAGAAAGUAAACAGAAAAAAGAGGAACUCCGCUGAGGAUAUUAAUACCAGUGAAGAAAAUGCAGAGCUUUCUCAGGAGAAAGAGGUGCAUUUGGAAAUGAAAGAAAAUGAGGUGCCUCGGGGUGAGCAAGGAAAGGGACAGAAGGUAUUCCAAACUGAGGAACACGUAACUAAAAAGAGAGCUACUGAGAGCACAGGGAUAGGUACUGCUCGGAAAGAACAGCCGAAGAGGACUUCUACUAAAAUUGCUGGCGGUGAAUGUAAUGUUCUUCAGGCAGGAGGGAAGAUCCCUGUAUAUGCAGGCCGUGCAUCUAGGUCUGGGAAAAAGGGAACCAAAGCUACUACACCAAACUUCAAGAAGUUGCAUGAGGCUCACUUCAAGAAAAUGGAAUCAAUUGCUGACUACAUUGAGAGGAAAAAUAAAAUUAUUGAAACCUGCAGCAGUUCUGCCAAUGAAGUCAAGGUGCGGACCAAAAAAUCAAGUAACUUACGAGCAUCAGAAAAAGGCACUCCUUACAGCACUUCUAAGAAACAAACCAGCAGCAAAACGUUCUUAUUCAGCCCAAAUCCAGAAAGAGGCAGAAUCUCCACCACCUGCACCCCCAGUAACCGCUAUCACUCACCACACAGUUCUCUGAACACCAGUCGGAGUAUUUUAUCCAAGAAAUCGUCAUUUAACCCUUCUGUCCUUUCAACAACCAAAAUGAACGUCAGGUUCUCAGAAGCCACAAAAGAUAAUGAGCACAAACGCUCCCUUACCAAGACUCCAUCUAGAAUGUCUCCAUACCUGCAGAUGUGCACACCUGAGAGCCACAAAUCAGCAAGUCGGAAAACCAGUGUAGGAAAUGCAAGAAAUAACAAUUCAACUGCAGCAAAGGGUAAAGGCGAGGUUAUCAUGAUGUAUUUUGUAGCUCUCACCCCCUUCAAGUUCUCAGCUCACCCUGCAGAACCCACAAGCGCCAAGAAGACGUUUGAUCUCAAAGCAAGUCUCUCAAGGCCACUUCCGUAUCAGCCACAUAAAGGACGACUAAAACCUUGGGGAGAAUCUAAAGAAAAUACCGUUCCAAAUAAGCCUGGCAACAUCUCUUCAUGUAAGAAAGACUACAAACAGCCCCGUCUUCAGACAAGGGAAGAAAGGCGGGAGAAACAUGAGCAAGAGAGAAAGAAGAAAAAGGCUAAGGUUCUUGAAAACCGCAGAGGAAUAUCUGUGGGUUAGGAAUAAGAAAUAUCUAAGCUAUUACUGUAAAUACUAGUCUUGUCAUGUAAAUAUCUGUGCUGUGUGUGUAGUUCAGCUUGCUAUUAGCUAGUAGAAUCCAGAGAG
Molecule: messenger RNA, 1590 nt
Organism: Neopsephotus bourkii (Bourke's parrot)
Lineage: Eukaryota; Metazoa; Chordata; Aves; Psittaciformes; Psittacidae
Gene: NUSAP1
Product: nucleolar and spindle associated protein 1
Exons: 12
Coding region: 1-1485 (494 amino acids)
Biological process (GO): establishment of mitotic spindle localization; mitotic chromosome condensation; mitotic cytokinesis
Cellular component (GO): microtubule; nucleolus; mitotic spindle
Molecular function (GO): microtubule binding
Source: RefSeq, a predicted model, not a curated record